AUGCACUGGUUCGCACUGUUGAGGAGCAUGGCCACCAACCCCAGCACCCCGCUUGCCAUCCUAUCGAAUAUCCGAAAUGGAAUAUACUCCGACUUCGAGAUAAAAUGCCACCCAUCGACCUUCAAAGUCCAUCGAUGUAUCAUCUGUCCGCAGUCUCCAUUCUUCGAAAAGGCCUUGUGUGGGAAAUUUCAGGAGGCGAAAACAAGUGUCGUUACUAUCCACGAUGAUCCCACAAUCAUUAGUAAGAUGAUCGACUAUUUCUAUCGUGGAGACUAUGAUGAAACACCGGACAAGAAACACCCUGCCAAUAACCCCGAAUAUGAGGCUCCGACUACAAAAGCGCAUGUUAGUAUCGCAAUGUACAACGUCGCUGAUAAAUACGCCGUCGAGCCCCUAAUGGCUCUGGCGAAGAAGAAGCUAGAAGAUAGACUUACCCUAUUCUGGAGUUACAAGGAAUUUAUCCGGAUUAUCGAGAAAGUCUACGGACCGGAUAGCCCGCCAAGCUCGAAGCUGCGGGAUACAGUAGCAAGUUUCGCCUUGGAGCAUCUUGCUACACUGAAGGAGAUUCCCGCAUUCCGCGAGACACGCAUGGAAUACCCACUGUUUGCAUACGACUUCUCCACAUUAAUGAUAGAAAAAAUGGCUAGUGUGGAGAGGAAAUUACGGAUCAUGACAACCUGGGAUAUAGAGAUUAUCCCCUCCGGCGUCAUCUCACUUAUUCGUGAAACCUGUGAUACUUAUCGCGAGAGGGUUUGUCUAGACUGCUGUCGGCUUUUUAUGGAUAAGGCGAGUUUGAAGCGACAUGAUACGAUGAAGCAUUUUUGGUGUUCGGAUUGCAAGAGGUCGUUUGGGCCGCGAGGCGAGGCGAAGCGUCAUCGGACGCAGGCUCACAAUGGGUAUUGA
This is a messenger RNA of Aspergillus eucalypticola CBS 122712, 903 nucleotides long. RefSeq names its product BTB/POZ domain-containing protein. The record is from RefSeq and is a predicted model, not a curated record. Gene Ontology annotation, molecular function: protein binding. Bases 1 to 903 code for a protein of 300 amino acids. Lineage: Eukaryota; Fungi; Ascomycota; Eurotiomycetes; Eurotiales; Aspergillaceae. The transcript is spliced from 4 exons.